Lates calcarifer (barramundi perch) is the source of this 1912-nucleotide messenger RNA. Its product is annotated as SH2 domain-containing protein 7. Lineage: Eukaryota; Metazoa; Chordata; Actinopteri; Centropomidae. The record is from RefSeq and is a predicted model, not a curated record. Bases 170 to 1444 code for a protein of 424 amino acids. The transcript is spliced from 8 exons. Gene Ontology annotation, cellular component: cytoplasm.
GCAUGAACUCUGCUGUGCCGUUGCCAAGCACCACUGCUUUCCAGGCGGGUGGAAAAAUGUGUGUAAUUCUAAAUGUCAUCUGUCUAUAUCUCCCGUGUAGGGUCGUACACCCUCAGAACACCUUUGGUCGUAGAUUAGAGACAGUUGAGAAGUUGAGAGAACCAUUUUAAUGUUUGCUGAAAUGACACCAGGUUCAAACCACACAGUGUUAAUCUCAAGGACAGGGUUUGAAAGGAAUCGCUGCACACUGUACGAACAACAGACCCCCAGAUCUGAAAAGAUUUUCUCAAGGACAAAGGACCAGAAACAUCCAAAAUCACCCUCAUUUAAGAGCUGUCUGAAGUUUUGUUUCAAGGACCGAGAGAAGAUGGAGCAACGUGAGCCGCACAGGGACCAUCACGCCGAACUGACCGAAGGGAGACUCAGGGAACUGACGACAAAGUGGUUCAUAGAGACUCAAGUGCCGCUCAUUGUCCACAACGGUUUCUUCCCAACUUGGUUCCUGGGCUUCAUUACCAGAAAGGAUGCUGAAGAAAUACUUAGAGAAAAGCAGCUGGGCUGUUUCCUGAUCCGUCUCAGCGAUAAGGCCAUCGGGUACAUAUUGUCCUAUAAAGGCAGGGAUCGGUGUCGACACUUUGUGAUAAACCAAAGCGAAAAGGGGCAGUUUGUAGUCUGUGGAGACAGCGAGGGACACAACACAGUACCUGAUCUGAUAGAAUACUACAAGACGAGCCCCAUCGAGCCAUUUGGAGAGUAUCUGACAUGUUCGUGUUUCGAGCAGGUAAUGAAUGAAGAACUGUACGAUAUCAUCCAGAUCGGCCCUAAAGAGAAACCUGCACCUGCUGUCAGAGCUUUUAGGAAUGUGAGGAAACAGCAGACUACAUUUGCUCCAGAGCAGCCGCGUUCACGGCCACCAAAGAACAACGGGACACUGGAGGAAGUGCCACCUUUGCCUCAGAGGACCAGGCACUUUGACAGCAGCCCCCUGAAUGACCAGGACAGGGUGUUGUAUGCUCAGCUCAGGAAGCAAUCACCCAGGGAAAUACCAAGAUCUCAACACGCCUUUCAAGGCCAUCAUUUACCCGGAGAUAAAUCGAGUAGGCCCGUCUCACAGGAUCACAGCGUCAGCCGGCUCAGCCCACUGGAGAGCAGCAAGAGCAGGUCUCUGCCACUCCUGGACAACAGUUCAGACGGGGACCAGCACUACAGGCUGAGUGCACCCCCUGACACGCCGCCCAGACUUUCCCCCAGGCCCCUCAGACAGGCCGCCAGCUGCACGCCAAGGUCAGAGAGGGCAGACUCACGCAGCACGCCGAGCAGCCUGGACUACAUGAGCGAAAACGCCGUCUAUCACCUCGCCGGCAGGCCCGGCAGCCCACACUCUGCAUCGUCUGAGGCUGGCCAGCUGGCAUCAGAGCAGCGUGAAGAUUCAGGUGUAUGCUGAGGUCGCCCACGAGGCCCUUUUUAACCGCUUCGCUCAAGACAACACGUAUGAGCUAAUUCCAGAGCACGAGGAUUUAGUUCAUCCUGUGCCCAACUGCAACACUUAUGCACCUCUGGAGGAAGUCAGACCCAAGGUGUUAAAGAAUGACAAAUGGAAAUGGCUCUUCCCUGAAGCCAAGAGGAAAUGGUGAAGAGGUUGACUUACCAGCUACUAAAGGAAAUGUUUACUAAUUUUACUCUGACACUACUGUGCUACUAAUAUACAGUCUGUGACAACCUCCUCUAUAUAUUCAGCAUAGGCUCAUGUUCAUAACUACUCAAAUGUCAUCUUCUGUAUUUUUGCUCUUUAAUCUAUUUAUUUAAAAAUGUUAAAGCAUUUACAUUUAUUUUCCACAUGUGCUAAAUAAAGCACAAACUGUACACUGAAAUUUCACAAAAUAAUUUAUGCCAUUAAACACAAAUACAUAAA